Messenger RNA from Schizosaccharomyces octosporus yFS286, 1932 nucleotides. RefSeq names its product puf family RNA-binding protein. Gene Ontology annotation, cellular component: nucleolus. The record is from RefSeq and is a predicted model, not a curated record. NCBI's taxonomy places the organism in Eukaryota, Fungi, Ascomycota, Schizosaccharomycetes, Schizosaccharomycetales, Schizosaccharomycetaceae. Gene Ontology annotation, biological process: regulation of translation. Bases 1 to 1932 code for a protein of 643 amino acids. The transcript has a single exon. Gene Ontology annotation, molecular function: mRNA binding.
AUGGCUAUUGGAAAGAGAAAAGCAGACUCUGGAUUGAAAAAUGGAAAUAAAACAAAUAACAAACGAUCGAAGCCCGCUGAUUCAGUCGAAUUGAAGGUUCAAUCCAAGAAGCAAGCAGUUACCUCCCCAGAAGAAUCUUUAUCAGAAUCCGAUUCCCAUGUUUCUUCUGAUUCGGAAUCAGAAGAAGCAGAAGAUGCUGACGAAAAGCAUGAACAAGAGGAAGAAGAUGAAUUCGCCGGAUUUGAAGAUGAAGACGAAAUAGACAAUGAAGAAGAAGAGGAGGAGGGAGAAGAAAAGUCCGAGGAAAGCAAAAAAAGCUCUAAGGAUGCACAUGCUAAUCAAAAGAAGUUACAAAAGGAUCGCAAAGCUUCGAAACCCUUCGCUGAUGUUAGCAUGAAGGCCAAAACCUUAUGGGAUAAACUUCGUCAAAAGGGAUCACUAAAAGCUGAUGAACGCAAAACAUUAGUAUCUGAGUUAUUUGACAUGAUUAAAUCAAACGUCAAACAGAUAGUAUUCAAGCAUGAUAUGUCUCGUGUGAUUCAAACUUGUGUCAAGUAUGGCUCUAAACAGCAACGAGAGACCAUCGCUAGUGAACUUAGUGGUAGCUUCGUCGAAUUAUGCAAGAGCCCUUAUGGAAAAUACCUUGCAGUAAAGCUUUUCAAAUAUGGAACACCAAAAAUGAAAGAAGCUGCUUUGGGAGAAUUAUAUGGACAUGUUACAAAGUUGAUCAGACAUCGAGAGGCUGCCUAUGUUGUUGAAGAUAUUUUCCGUGAAUAUACCAAUUUGCAUCAACAAAAUGCAUUAAUUUGCGAAUUUUAUGGUCCAGAAUUUCAAGUGUUUAAGGAAAGAACCCAAGACAUGCACAUAGAUAAGAUUUUGCAAGAACAUCCUGAGAAGCGUGCGAGCGUCAUGAACAACUUAUGGAAAACCAUCGAGGGUUCAAUUGCCAAAGGCUCAAUUGGAUUCACAAUGGUCCACAGAGCCAUGUUAGAGUUCAUCCAACAUGCUAGCACAAAUGAAGCAAAGGACCUUUUACAAAGUACGAAGGAACAAAUUUACGAGUUUGUUCAUACAAGGGAUGGUUCCCAAGUUGCUAUGAAGCUAUUUGCUAUUGCAAAUGCUAAGGAUCGUAAGGCUAUGCUUAAAGCUUUACGUCCCUAUUUUGCAGAAACAGCUAAAGAUUCUUACGGUCAUUUAGUUUUAGUCACCGCUCUAGACUGUACUGAUGAUACUAUUAUGACUGGAAAAUUGCUUCAAGCGGAAUUUGAAAAUGAGCUUAUCAAAUUAUCCGUACAUAAAUUUGCCCGUAGAGUUUUGUUGUAUGUACUCGUUGGCUGGGAAGAUGCUCGAUACUUUAGUAAGGAGAACCGCACUAUGUUAGCUUCAUUAAGUCCCCUUAAAGCUACUACCUCGAAAAAGGAUCCUCUAGUGCGUAGGAACGAACUAAAGGCCGCUAUUGGACCUAUGUUAUUAAAUGUAAUUAGUAAUGCCGCCGGUGAGUUAUUGGCUGAAUCUUUGAGCUCUCAAGUAGUUGUUGAUACCUUAUUAACUGUACCUGGUGAUAAGACAGCUGCAGUUAAUGCAGUUUUAAGAGCAUUUGAGGGAAAUCCUGCUGAUGACACGCACCUGAUACACCAGAUCCACUGUUCUCGUGCCUUAAAGACACUUGUUCAAAACGGACAUUGGAAUGGUGCUGAAAAGCGUGUUGUGAAAUCUGAAGAAGAAUUAGGAGUAGCUGAAGGGUUGAAAGGUAUAAUCAAUGAACACUUGGUAGAGUGGGCUGCUGGAGACGGAGCGUUCGUUGUUCUUGCUGUUUUGGAAACAUUGGAUGAGAAAGAAAGAAAGAAGUUUUUGGACCAGCUAAAGAAACAUCAAAAGACAUUAAAAAAAUCGGAAUUUCGUGGAACACAAAAGCUUUUGGAAAUGCUUUGA